AUGGCCUCUCAAACUCCAGCCGUUGUCAUGGACAACGGUACCGGUUACUCCAAGCUUGGAUUUGCCGGUAACGAUUCGCCCUCCUUCGUCUUCCCAACUGCAAUUGCGACCAAGGCUGGUGCUGGGAGCGCUGGGAGCUCCGCUGGUUCGCGGCCUGCUGUUGCGAACAAGCCAUCUUUCCUGGGUGGUGGCGGCGGUGGCAGCUCCCACUUGUCUGCAAAGCGCGGUACAGAAGAUCUGGACUUCUUCAUUGGUGAUGAGGCUCUGGCAGCGGGUGCCGGCCCUGGCUACGGUGUCAACUACCCCAUCCGCCAUGGUCAGAUUGAGAACUGGGACCAUAUGGAGCGAUUCUGGUCAAACUCGAUUUUCAAAUACCUCCGUGUUGAGCCUGAAGACCACUACUUCCUCCUGACUGAGCCGAACCGUGAAAACACCGCCGAGAUCAUGUUCGAGUCCUUCAACUGCGCUGGUCUUUACAUUGCCGUGCAAGCCGUACUUGCCCUCGCCGCAUCAUGGACGUCCUCCAAGGUCACUGAUCGAUCACUUACCGGUACUGUGAUUGAUUCUGGUGAUGGUGUCACCCACGUUAUCCCGGUAGCCGAGGGCUACGUCAUUGGAUCUUCUAUCAAGAGUAUCCCCAUUGCCGGUCGAGACAUUACAUAUUUCGUACAAAGCUUGUUGCGUGACCGCGGUGAGCCUGACAGCAGCUUGAAGACUGCCGAGAAGGUCAAGGAGGAGUACUGCUACGUCAGCCCGGAUAUUGUGAAGGAGUUUGCGCGCUACGACCGCGAGCCCGAUCGCUUCCUGAAGCACACCGUCACCUCGCCGAAUGGCCGCAGCGUGUCCAUCGACGUUGGCUACGAGCGUUUCCUGGCCCCCGAGAUCUUCUUCAACCCUGAAAUCUACUCGUCCGACUUCCUGACCCCUCUUCCCAACGUUGUCGAUGGUGUUAUCCAGUCCUCCCCCAUUGAUGUGCGACGAGGUCUCUACAAGAACAUUGUGCUGUCCGGUGGCUCCACCUUGUACAAGGACUUUGGCCGUCGUCUACAGCGUGAUAUCCGCCAUCUCGUGGAUGCUCGCAUUCGUGCAUCUGAGGCUCGUAGCGGCGGUGCCCGCAGUGGUGGUCUGGAUGUUGCGGUCGUCACACAUAAGCGCCAGCGCCACGGUCCCUGGUUCGGAGGCAGCCUGCUGGGUCAGACGCCCGAGUUCCGGAGCUACUGCCACACCAAGGCCGAAUACGACGAGAUCGGUCCCAGCAUCGUGCGGAGAUUCGCUCUGCUCGGUGGACCCGGAAGCUCCUAG
Molecule: messenger RNA, 1302 nt
Organism: Penicillium daleae
Lineage: Eukaryota; Fungi; Ascomycota; Eurotiomycetes; Eurotiales; Aspergillaceae
Product: actin-related protein 3
Exons: 4
Coding region: 1-1302 (433 amino acids)
Biological process (GO): Arp2/3 complex-mediated actin nucleation
Cellular component (GO): Arp2/3 protein complex; actin cortical patch
Molecular function (GO): actin filament binding
Source: RefSeq, a predicted model, not a curated record